AUGAAGCGAGUGAAGGUGCCAAAGAACAAGGUAAAAAUGUGGAUACCUAUUUGUAUGGCCUUUGUUUUGCACCUAUUUUGAUCCAAAAUGUCCACAUUUCACCCAAACACGGGGUAGAUGAUGACCACAAAAGUAGCCGUUUAUGCAAGCGCAUCGACACUUAAGGGGGGUUUCACCCAAAGGGCUGGAAAGUGAAUUCUUGCGUUUCUAGGUUUUUGGGAACUCCGAUGUUUUUUAAAUGGUAUUUUAAAGUCGCUCGUUAAAAGGCUUGCGCAAGUCUGAAUCUAAACGGUACUCAUUCACUUAGGCGUGUUAAGUUCACUAUCUUCUGUUUGCUUCUGUCGACAAUGAAAAAUCUGUUGCAUAAAACUGUAGGAUUUUGGAUAUGCCAGGAGUCAUUUGCGGUUAGAUGUCGUAAUUUCUCUUUCGGGAAUGGUUUUUCGAGUCCUCUAGUGAGAAUUUUCGCUUUGUUCGGACUGUAAGCCUUGAGCAUGCAGAAGACGUUUUUAAAACUGCUAUUUACUCUAGUAGAGCAUUAAGGUUAUGCAGUGUCUGGAUAUAAAAAUCUCCAUCCCGACGCAAGGAAACUACGGUGUCCCGUCUUCAACAACCUUUUAAAGCUUUCAUCAACGUAAGGCAACUCUUUGCCCUAUAAAAGGUCACAUAGAAGAAGCAAUUUAAAUUAGCAGAAAAAAAGAAAAGACAGGCCAUGAAAAAGGAACUGAUCUCACAACCAGAAACCCCUGCCUGGGGGUAGGCAUCUAACCGUCCACGGCUCCAAUUCUCGCGCAUCAGUGAUCUCAUCCUGCGAGUUAGGAGGUAGGCUGUCGUGUAUUUGCUAGUAGACAGCUGACUGGAAUUUGUCUAGCCGGGCGUUCGACUGUCUAGCAACACUGACUUUGGAAUAGCGAAACCGACAACGGGCUCGGGCAACGGACUCGGGCAACGGGCUCGGGCAACGGGCUCGUGGCCCAGUGGUUAGAGGCGUUGACUUUUAAAUAACAGUUCGCGAGUUCGAGCCUCGGGUAUUCCACACUUCGGGGUUGGGUAUGGCUGGCUGACGACGGCUAAUAAGCCAGAAAUUACCAUUCCAGUGUCCCUUGUGUUUGUCAGUAAUGCCAUUCUAAAUAGCGAAGUGUUUGUUGAAGAUUGAUUGCGAUGUCAGUCUAGAUAGGACGUUACCACCCCUUGUUGACAUCCGUUAUCGGCAGUUUAAAUAGGACCGAAAGUUAUAGUGAUAACUAGCUAACGAGCCUGGCAAGGUCUAGGUGUGCCGUCCCUUUGAACAAUAAAUGCAACAAAGCUCGUGUGAAUAACGUGUUAGUUGAAUAUUUCCUGCAUACGUCUGACUGUAAAAACGGUAUACUUGUUCAGUCCCGCCCAGUGAUUGCUAGGCACGAUUUAGAAAGGUCAACAGAAAACGUCUGAGUGGAAAUCGGCAUUUUUGAUAAAAAUUAUCCUUGAAAUAAUUUAUAUUUGUGGUCGGUUAAGGUUGAGGAUCAAAAGAAAAAGUGUACGAUCCCCUUUCUGUUAAUUGGUGUCUCAUACGCCAAAGUUCGAGGUAUGCUCGAUUCCGUAGUAAAAUAAUUUCGGACAACACCAGAAAGGAAUCCCGACCUAUGAUAAUGAUCUCUCCACAUCUUCUCGAGGCCUAUAUGAAGUCCAGGUUGGACACGGAAAUAUUGACGCCUCGAACCAGAGGUGGUCUUGCGUUAAACUCCAGGUGGUGCUUUUUGGCCUGUCCUAACUUUGGCCCUAACCCUAACAUUAACGCCCACAAUAUUAUCUCAUCUAGUUUUAUGCCCAACACUAAUCCGAAUCUUCCCAGAAUUCAGCGUAAAGCCACCUGUACUAUGGAAAUUCAUAUUUUUGUACCUAACCGAAUCCAAUCCACUUUUCUGCCAACCUCUAUUCAUUCUAUGGCAGAUUGCGGUUUUUCAGGUCUAGUUCAUGGACGAGGAAAUUAUUUUGGUGUUUGAAUAGUCGUACUUUGAAUACUUUCUGUGAAGCCCGCAUGAUCACUUAUGUGGCUCUCUGUUCUGAAGUUCAUUAACACAGCUCACCAAGGUUGUGACGUGAUGCAUCUGUGUUGCGGUAUCCCAUCAGCACCAGAAGGUCUCCUUGUAUGGACAUUUACGAUUAAGUCAGUUCCUUUUUGCAGGUACUUUCUAAACAACCAGAAAAACCAGGCUGUGUUUGAAAAUAUACGGAUUCCUUACGCCUGCGCUUGGACCUGAUGUACUUACCUUCUUCUGAUCCGAAUGUCCAUGCGUAAUAAGAGACUUUUCUGCCUCUUUUCUAGACAUUAUGAUUGAAUUUAUACAGGCAUCAAAAAUGGAUGGGAUUAAAAAUGACUAAGCAGUUUUUUGAAGCUCCAUGAAUAAGAUUUUUUACUCAAAAAUCAACGUGACACGGUGAGGAUUUCUACUCUUAUUAUUCUCCCAGUUAUUGUGUCGUCUGGCCUCGCUUCCGCAAUAUUUUUUACUAGCCAAUUUCCUAAUGUACUUAUAUCGAUGUUAUCUGAAUUCCGGCUGAUACUGUGCCUUAAAGAAAAAGGACUGAAUUUAAGACCUAAGGCAUUUAAAAUCGCUCUGCUUCAGAUGAAUACACCAUACGAUUUAGUUCCGAUAAUUCUCCUUGCAAGGGCCGUUCUUGCGUGAUGCCAGCUUAUUAACGAGGUUUUCGUAAUGCUGAAUCUUCAUCAAUUUAUACUUGAUAAACUAUUCUAUAACGCCUAACUUACCGCAUCCUGGGAAUUAUCUCAAGUGUAGCUGUUUUUAGAGCAGAACAGAUCAAGCAAGUAAGAAAUUCCGAUUCGUCUGCUUUCAUGGAUCCACUAGAUCUAGGAUCGAAGCUCGGAAAAGGACUCAGACUGUUCUGUUCAGUUAGGAAACGUUAAUCUAGCCGCAAUUGGUAACAGUCGGGGAAAGCCAAUCUACGGCGGUAGAGUCAAAUAAAGUUAAUGGUCGGAUGUGGUUAUGUAGCCCCACCUGAAGUAAAACAAAUCACAGUCACCUCUAAUACAGGACCGGUGGUAAUAGGGGUUCCUACAUGUGGGGCCGGGGAACGCACACGUGACGAGGUCAAGCAAAUAUAUGCAAAAAAGCUGUUCGGAAUGCGCGGUUGUACUUUGAAUGGUCGAGGAACCAUCGCGCUAACCCCUAACCGCUAAACCUAACGCUUAACCCCAGCCCCAACAGUAUUGUGACCAUCAGGUGGGGCUACCAAACCGAAUCUCACCAAGUUAACAAAUUGAAUUUAUCUGUCGUUAGUAAUUUUGCAGGGUGAAUCAUUAAAUUUGGUUGGUGCCAGAGGCAGAAAGACUAGGGACGCACCCAUCUGCGUGAAGAUUUAAACAAAGAGGCAAGGUUGUUCGAAGGAAAGUAAUAUGGUAGAGUUAACGAUCCGACUGACAUGAGAGCCUCUGACACACUGGGGUCAAGUUACACGCUACAAAUGUUUUACCAGUCAGGAAAAACCCGUCGAAACUUUCAUAAAAUCUUUCUUCCUGCCCCACAUUGCCGUUCUCUUUGUUUGUCUCUGCUUCCCACCCGUUAGUGUACGGCUUGGUUUCGAAAGGCCGAGAAUAUUCAACUCGUCUUGACCAUUUCCUCUGUCGUGCUUGGUCUUGCCCUGGGUUUCAUUGUCAAGGCCGCCCACCCUGAUAUCAGCCCGAGGACGGUGAAUUUGGUUUCGUUUCCAGGAGAACUGCUAAUGAACAUGCUUAAAAUGCUCAUCAUUCCUCUGAUUACUUCCAGCCUCAUUUCAGGUAAACUGGGCUAUUCACUUUGUGCGUUACAUGCGUCUGAUUCUAUAACAAGAUAUCCGUUUUUGUGUUUUUUCACAUAAGGCCGUAGAGAAAACUCACGUUCCUUCGUGAGUCAGGUACGAAGACAAAAUUACGCAAAGUUGGGAAAUGGUGUUUAUGAUAACUUAUCGUCGUACAAGGUUUUUGAGUGGGCCUGGUAAACAUGUAGGCACUAAAAUAAAAUAAGUACAUGAGUGGUUUUUCAACUGUGCGCCAUGAGACGACAUCGUUGUAAUAUUUAAAAGACCAAUUAGCGAGCAUACGUUCACUUUCGAUAGAUUCUUGUCAGGCCAAGACGUUUACAUGUGAACGGGUUCAAGUCAAGCAUUUCAGUGAUGAGAGAAAUUGACUAAAGUUCGUUUUAAAACACAGGCGGGGUAUGGGACUAUGGGAUGGUUAGUUAUUCCGGCUGCCCAAUAGUAUUCUUCGCAACAGGCCGAAAAUAUAACUUUGUUCCUCAAAGUCGUCUUUCAAGGGGACGCUGCGGACGAACUUCUAAGAAGACGCCUUGAUCAAACUGUCUCAGCAUCUUCUCAGCAGCAAGGGUUCGAAUAUUAUUCUUCACUAACCCCAUUUUACGCGGAGAAGGUAUGGAUAGGUUGCCAUCUCAGACCACCUCAGUACGCAUCUACUCCUUCACUGGCUCCUUUGGAGCGAGUUAUAUUGGUCGCACGAGUCAGAGCCUAUCCAGAAGAAUACGAGAACACCUCCCGGCAUGGUUGGGAAGAGGCGGAAUUAGGAGCAUAACUAGUUCCAUCCUCGUGCAUGUUGUUAAUUGCGGGCAUCGUAAGGACCUCGGCGAAGCUUUUCGUGUAAUCUAUAAGGUUCCAUCGAGCUACCCUAAGCUAAUGGGCCAUCGGUUGUUAGCAGCAGAAGCGGCCGCCAUCAGAUUAUGGAAGCUGAUCUUGUGCGCGUAGAAAAACCUCGUUUAGACUCCGCACCUACCGGGGCCAAGGGUCGACUAACUACUUGCAACUCUCCGCGCCCUUCCGCUCUCGCCUCACCCAUGUCACUAACUCCUAUCCUCCCCCCCCCCCAUUUUUCCACAUCCCGCCAAUGUAUUAAAACAAACUUUAAACGUUGAGGGACGCUCGCUCGUCUCGAUGAGACUGGGGGCUCUUUCUUAAACCCCGCCAACAGCCGCACAGUGGCGCGUACCACAGCAGAAUAGCAUUACCGUCAAAGACAAGAGGGGCUGGGAUUGCCAUUUCUGACAUGCUAGCCGUUAUCAGCCAACCACACCCAGCCAGCCUCCCUCGUCUUUGCUAAAAAUGCUAUUCUGCCGAACUUUACUCGGUUUAUCUUAUCUCUGACAUGUUUGACUCGACCUUGUUCCCUUAUAAAUGAACUGGCCUGACGAGAAUAUAUCGAAGGCUAACGUAUGCUCGCCAACUGCUCUUAAAGUUUAUGGAUUGACAAUAAUCCCCCAACAAAGAUUUCUGUUCCGCAAUGUAGACAGAGGAUUUUGAAAUUUUAAAGACCUUGCUAGACAGCUUGUGGAGCUCCGACCUACAGCGAUUCAAAAAUUUAAGAUUCUGGGAAUUCCUGUGCUCGAUGUGUGCACCGGGGGUAAGAGAGGCGUUCGGAAAAAGGCGUAAUCAUCUAUUCCUCACUUCACAUCACUCCGCAUUAAAUGCUUUUGAGACCAUUUCGUUUUCCAGGUCUGGCCAAUCUGGACAUCAAAUCCUGCGGAAAAAUCGGGACCUACGCGUUAAUCUACUACUUCACGACAACCCUACUCGCAGUGGUCAUCGGCAUUGUCCUCGUAGUGGCCAUUCACCCUGGAAGCCCUGCUAUCAAGGAGACGCGUGGCGCUGGCACACACGCCACUGCGAAGGGCCCCAACACCUUGGAUGCCAUUAUGGAUCUGUUCCGGUCAGUGCAUGCUUCCCGGAAUUGGCAUUUUCAGCAUCAUAAGCCCGGCCCUUUUGACCACGGAAGCGAUGCAUGACUCUGAGAGUAGGGUAGAUAACACAGCAGGAACAAGAAUCAAUAUAAAUACAUUCAUUUCACUGUUGUUGUAUAUAAAUCAGCCGACAGCUCCCUAUUCCGUACUAUAAGGAUGUAUGCGGUAGAAUCUAGAACGUGUCGCAUGCAAACACAGACGUUGUCGAAAAGAGAGGUGUUUCUUUAUACUCCGAAGACUAUUUAGGUAUUUAUUGUACUAGAUAAUCUACCGAGCUUGAAAGGCUCAUAAGGCAGUAACGCUCCUCAGUACUAUGAACUAAAUUCUGAGGCGAAGAUUCGGUCGGAUCUUAUUUCGUAGCCGUACCUGCAGUAGACAAGUCCCACCCUUACCCCUAACUCUAUCCCCCAAUCCUAACCCCAAACUUCAAUCCCUAACCUUAACCCCCAAUCCCUAAUCCUUACCGCUAACCUCAACCCCUAACAGGCACGGCGAUGAAAUAGGAUCUUGCCGAAAACUCAGAUUGGACGUGUGAUUGAGACUGGAUUUUGGCCGCAAGAAAUGAGAAGUGUUGGUUUGAAAUGAUACUGAGAAUUGCAAAAUGGAAACAAACUACUACGUAAAACUACGGAACAGAGAAGUUACCGGAAAAUACUGCGUUUAUUUGAACAGACGUGCUCCAAUUAAAUUGCCUCAACCCACUGCUAAUCGCGACAGAGCAAAAGAGGUGGUGUUAAUAUUAUAUGUUCUCCAUGAAGUAUUGAUGCCUGUAGGCAAUUACAUAUGUUGGCCGGACAGAACAGGUAACUAAUUCUUUCGCGGUGUUCGCUUGUCAAGACCCUAUCUUAAGAGAAAGCUUUUGACACUAACAAUAAGUCGAAAUUAUCUUUCUCUUUUAUCGGUAUUGUUAGGAACAGAAAUUAUCUUCAGUUUUUCAAAAUAUUGUGAAGGAUUUCAGUCAGUGCUUCUGCUUUUUUUCUUGUUUGGCGUAUGCUAUCCUAAAAAAUCGAAAUGCAGACUGCAUUUGCACCUUACUUGUUACAUACUUCCUAUUGAACCAAUCACUCUUUGAGUCAGUCCCGAAAAUGGAGCUUUUCAAAGUAAACACGUCCGAUUCUAAUCCGUGUAAAUCUUUUCCAAGAUUUAAGAGCCGUGUUUUAUAAGCAAUUUGUCUGACAGUGCACUCUGUAAGUGACUGCGAAGGCCAGAGAAGCUGAAAUUACCCUUUGAUGAUCCUUUUCAGAAAUAUGUUUCCCGAAAACAUCAUCCAAGCCUGCACUCAACAGGUAUCCAGCACGUUAGUUAACAAGACCGUCAUACCGGAUGCAGUCAAGGUGAGUUGCGAGUUUUAACUAAGAAACUCUGUAAGUAUGUGUGAACUUUCAGCCAACGACGUUGCGUUCUAAUAAAUGAAGUAAACCAUUACUGUUAAAAUCCCUUGUAUGUCUCGUUAAGCAAAGGCAUUUUGUGAACUGUAGCGGCUAAGAUGCGGGAGUGUACACAGAGCGCUCAAUCAUCAAACCAAAUCCCAAAUUGUAGCAGACAGAAGUCACUAGAGUGAAGCGUUUAUUGUAUACAGUACCCUAAUUUGUCCUCUCAGGUGGUAAUGGCCGCAGGUGAAGCCAGGGCUAGUGCUGACUGCAUUCAAUCAUGCCUGGAAGUCGGGGCGACAGUGGUGGCAGUUGCUUCUAGAGGCUUUUGCGGCAAGUUCAGGUGGUGUACACUUGGUAUGUGUUGUAUUUGCCGAGGGGUGGCGUUCAAGUGGCCUGUGCUGCAUUCGCACAGAGGGAUGGUGUUUUCAAGUGACGCAUGGACGGCUCCGACUUUGCAGACACCCGAGGGCCGGAGUCGAAAUCGGUCAGGUGGCUUCAGGUCAGCGCGUCUGGAAGCGUUCACUGAGAAGAUUAAUGGCCUUGAACAAGGACACUAGACACGACCGUCCUGGCUGUCCGCAAAAGAACUGAUCUUCUCCCUUGAAACGUUGUGCGGUUUUCACCGAACCGAGACUGUCCUCGAAAAGUAGGGAGAAACCUGGUUACCAGACAAUGAUUUUCCCGAACAGUUGUUUACACACGCACAGCUUGUAUUUAUCCAACAGAGCAGAAAUUUUGGAUUGCGCUCUUUUGAAACCUUGGCUUCAUUCUCUCUCAUAAAAACCCAAGAUGAACCAAUACACAAAUGAACAACUGACCGAAUUUGUUUCAUAAAUUUUUAAGCAAGAGGUCGCUAGGCAGGUGAAGUUACGGAAGUCAAUUACCCGGAUCACAACUUAAAUUCAUUUCUUUCACGGUUAUACAGUAGAUUUUGGAUGUGUUUUAUCUCGGCGACUGUCUGGACAUCAAUCGAUGCGAAGUAAAAAUUGGAGUAACCUGCGUUUUACGCAGACUUUCUGUUCAUACACCGGUUUUAUCGUUCAGCCUGAAAAGAAUGUGCUAGAAUUUCCCUGCUCAUGAUUGCUUCAUAGAAAAUCGCGUCUUAUUAAAACUUUUGUCUUACAUAAUGAUCGCAAACUUCGGGUUCGAGCCUUACGUUAUGUGAGUUCUGGCUGGCUGGCUGGCCAUUUCCGACUUACAAGCCGUCAUCAACCAGUCAUGCCCCACCCCGAGGUAUGGGACCCUCGAGGUUUGAACUCGCGACCUGUUGGUUAAAAGUUCAACGUCCCAACUACUGAGCCACGUGCUCGCUGUCCUGUCAGUUGCCAUCGGAUAUGUUAACAAUGGUAGAGGGGUGCGCACCGAUCGCGUUAGGGAACUCCCCCGCCCCGUUGUGCUUUGGGGCCCCCUCUCGAGCCCGCACUGCAGUCACAUAGCAGUGCGUAAUGCAGCAAAAUAGCGGCUGCUGCCAGGGCUCGAGAGAGGACCCCAAGGCACAACGGGGCGAGGGAGUCCUCUAACGCCAUCGGUGCGUGCCCUUCUACCAUUAUGAUUAUUAAGUCAGAAAUUGUCGUUUAGGUCUCCUUGUUUUUGUUUACAUUCCUCCUGUGUUAAUAUCUGGCUAAGACACAGUACUAGGUGUCCCCAUAUUACAGGUGACCUUGCAGCAAAUUUCUUAGUGGUACAUACCGCAGUGUCUUAUCCUAACCCUAGCCUUAAGCUAACCUGUAACCGAAGAUCUAGUCUUGGCCUUAACCCCUCUGAAAAUUUAGCACAAGAUCACCUGUAAUAUGAGCGUGCCUACCAGUGAUGAGGCUGCUCGUAAGGGCCUCAGUACUGAGCUCCAAGGCAAAACGGGACGCACACGUUCCGCCCUGUAACUAGAUCCGUGAGCGCCCUUGCUACCAUCUGAAGCCAAUUGACGCAACCAUAUAUGGUCUGCCCUUGCAAAAGGACACAGCACAGGAAGUGGUUGUGAAAAAGAUACUCUCUGUAUAUCUGACAUCGCAGUGCACUCUGAUAAUAAGAACUGUCCGCCGUCUGCGUUCGCUGGCUCCGUCCACCACGAUAACGAACUGGAGGAUGAAUCCGAAAUGCCGAGCGAAUAGCGUUUUGUUACUGCAAUUGAGCCUUCUUUAUAACCCUAAAUGUCCAUCUAAAGAGGUUGUAUGAAGUUCAGUGAAUAUUGCGAUAUAUAUGAAUAACAUUGCGUAAGUCGUAGACUCGAUCAAAAUCUUGAAGAUGAUAAGCUACACGAAUGAUAAUGUAAGCGUCCAGGGAGUUCUUUUAAGCCAGUGCUCUUUACUAUCAUGCAUAAACUUCACUCAAACAUUUUGCUAAGAUGUAGCUAUGUAGCCCCGCCUGAUGGACGCAAUACUGUUGGAGUUAAGGUCAGGGUUAGGGGUUAGGGUAAGGUGUUAUGGUUAGGGGUUAGGGCAGCUAUUUCUCAGCCACUAAAAGCACAACCGCUCAUUCACAACAAUUUUUCCUUUGCAUACAACUACUUGACCUCGUCGCCUGUGCGUUCCCCGGCCCCACUUGUAAAAUCCCCUAUUACAACUGGUCCCGUAAAACAGGUGGCUGGCGUUUGUUUACAUCAGGUGGAGCUGCAUAACGACAUCUGACCCUAAGUUUGUCGGUUAUUUAGGGAAAGAAAACCCGCAGAGAAAUACAAAUCGGUUCAAUUUUUGCGAGCGACGAUGUCCGCCGGAAUCGCACGAGGUGUGCUCAGUAGCAGUGACUUGCGUGUUUAUUUGUUUAUAGCGAAGCAAAUUUGGGUCGUGUCUGCGUCACCCUCUCCUCUGUGAUCCACGGUGUUUCGAUGCCGAGAAAAAAUCAGGACAAUCAAAGAUGGGUGCGGAUACAGUGGUUGACAAGACUGGACAACUCGUUCAGGCGUUCCAUACAGACAAGCUGUCCCUCGCAUCAUCUGUACUGGGCUAUACAAACGGCGACUAGGAUGGCGCAUAGGAAAGAAUUCCAAAAAGGCGUAGGGGGUGUGGUUACAGUGUCUUGCCCUUACUGCAAUCUUCAAAGCCCUCUUUAUAAAAAGAUUCGUACUAGUCGAAUGCAACUGGGACAGAAAACUAUGAGGUUGAUGCCUCAAGAGCCAGCGUGUUGCCAGUGGGACCUGACGUGCACUUAAGGCUCCUUGCGGCAGCAUCAAUCUGCUGUGUGCCACUUCACAGCAUAUUAAAAAGUUUCAGACUGCAUUUCACGAGUUUUGGUAUUUACAUCACGCCUAUAUCUUUGUUCCUGGCAAGGUCCAUCUGGAAGUUAGUAAAAAGUUGAGUGUCGAGGCGACAAAGAAACGUACGCGUUUUCUCGUUCACUAAGUCAGAGAUUCUCAGCGUGCAUAAAAACCUUCGUUUUAAGGACAGUAGUAUACGCCGGCCAAUUAUGGUAAUUAAACAGACUAACACAUUGGUUGGGUUUGGAUUUUUGUGGCUGGCUAAAAAGAAGGGAUGAGGUGGACUUGAAUCAUCGGCCCUGAUUAGUGCUGUUCAUUCUUCUUCCUCCGUCCAGUCCCUACGCACCUUCACUAAUUACUCAGUCAAGUUCCAUGUACUUUAGAAACUUAAGCUCUGAAUCAUAAUCCAAAUAACAUUCAGACGUUGAGUUAAUGUUUCUCGAGUAUUCUUUUUUCCAACAACCGCUCCUCAAUUCACUUCUAUAUCCUAGAUUACAGUUGUUCGUUCGGUCAAAUGCACAAAAGCAUCUUAAAAGGACGCUAAACCACUUUUUCUCUCCAGCGCAGUACUUCCUAGUAUAAACCGACUAAUCUCAGUAAGGCUGGGGAACGAUUCUAAGGUGUCCCUUUAUGUGCCGAUUUUAAGCGAACUUUGUUCAUAGGCGGGCGGUUGCCAUUAGAGGAGAUCCUUUCAUGCUUCUCGGUCAAGGUCGUUCCUUUCGAGAACUGGAGCCGUGCAAACUCUUUUAUGUAAUUGAAACAGUAAUUCCUGUUAUAAACAUGCCAACAAGAAGGCGUUUUGUAAUACCUUGGAGGAUCAGAUCGUUUAGCAGUCAUGAAAGUAGGCGGUUCACCUUUUUGCAGUCUUCCUCGAAAUGGGACCUGGAAACGUCAUUGACCCUAAUUCUUUCUCAAAAAGUCGGAAACCGUGAUACACACUAAAACUUAACUGUUUGUUUUGUCCGUGCCACAAUUAGAGGGCUGACAGCGUGAUCUGACAUAAAUGGUGAUACUCGAAGUAAUCUGGUUCCACAAAAUCCCCCGAGAUUCGGGGUUGCUUAGAAUGGCGUCAUUCGAUCGGCUCACUUGGCUUCUUGAAAACAUACCCGAACAAAAUGACACAAACUAUUUCCUAUUAUACUGAUAUUUUUAUCUUCCUUUUUCAGCCUAAUGAAAGUGCGCAACCCAUCGUGAUCGAGGUUCUAGAACAGCGAUUUCUUGAAAGCACAAACGUCCUUGGUACGUCAAAGCAGUCAGCCUAUUGCUAUCUGGCCGGCAAAUAAUAUAAAUCUACACAAGAGUCCCAAUUCAGCCUAGUGGGUUUUUCACUUACAUGCUAAAUUACUGUGCUAAAGGGACUCGGUUUUGCUUAUAUCGACCGUUUUAUAAGUAUCUCGUAUAUAAUUCGAAGAGUAGGACGUGUUGGCUAAUAGGAAAACUUUGUUCCCCGUCCUCUUUUCACACUUUUGUUUGGAGAUGGAAACUCGGGGACUGCGAUGUCACUUUCUGUUUGUCUUUAACAGGCACCUUAGUCCAUCGCAAAUCCAGGCGUAACCGAACUUGGCAUAUACUAUCCUGCCAGUUAGCCACGGAUGUGUUCAACUUUCCUUUUGAGUAGUGCCAGACUAGGAUGGAGUGUAGGGAAUGCGUCCUGCCUAGAAGCUGCGGGUUAGCGACUUUAUAGCCGACUGUUGGAUUUACCGAGGGUUUACUUACCGCUGUCUGGAUACUAAACACAAACAGCGGAUAUGGCAAGUCCUGGUCUAAUCACCUUGCUCAAAGUCCGUCCUUUAUGAUGAAAUUAUAAACCACCGUUUACUAACUGGAGGGAGCGAUCCCCUCGCGUUAGCGCCAUGCAGCAGCGGAAACUGUUACAAGUACGAUAUAGGAAUAGGUGUCCCCGUAAUGCAAGUGACCCUAAACUCUAAGAAUUUACCUUAAGAUCGCCUGUUCCCGUGUCCUGACUUUGAAAAAUCCUUGUCUUUAUUUUUACCUAGCAUUGCUAAAACAGCAUUUUAUUCUUGCCAUGACGACUGUGGUGAUGUUUUUUGCUGAAAGUCUAAAAACCCUGACGUAAACAGAAAGUAGCCAGUUCUCUUGACAACCUGUCCUCGAAUUCGGUCUCACGGCUCACGUCUAACUAGACUAUCCGGAGUCCAACACGUGAUAAAUACUGGUUUUUAAAAGUAUCUCAUGUCUAUACUAGAGGCGGAGUGGGACACUGGCUACUGUGCGAGACUGACGUAAAUUGUUUUAGAGCAGAACCCCGCUAAUACGCCUAGUAGUCUACUUACCUUCAAGUUUGUUUACCCUAAAAGACGAUAUUUGCGAGGAGGUGAAAGCAGUAACAGACAAGCGUCUCGUAGAGACCGCCAGCGUUCUUCAAUCUGCUUCCGGUAUCGGUCGCUUAACGACUGACCUGCACAGAGGAGACCGCGCGUACAGGCUCGCUGCACUCACAGUAUGCUACUCCGUUUCGCUGGGGCCGACUGUGGCGUAAACACGACGUUCUGCAGUUUCCAUCAAGAAUGUGUGCGUGUGUAUGUUCUGCGGGCGCCUGUAGCUUGACUGACACUUCUACUAUGGGUACAACAGUGUAGUCUGCCUCUCCGUUGGCUGAGAGAUGGGUGCCAUGCACAGACAACGCGAAGUGUAUCAGAAACUUGACGUUUUAAAUUCGAUACGCAGAUGUAGCUUGCCUGAUCGACCUCCCAAGGGUUGCCCCUAACCCAAGAAGUCAGCGGUGGUUUACUGGUGGGCUGGAUUCUAAUGAGGCACUGCCGUCAUCAGCUCGACUGGUGCACGGGAGGGGGAAUGGAUGGAGAGACCGUCACUGGGGAAACCAACCCCACGACAAAUCGGCAUAUUCCGCAUUUAUUAUGACUCUGGUGCGCUUGAAUUUAUUACGAUGAGCUAAGAGUCGCGACUUAGAAAGCUGCCAACCGAUAGAAUAAUUAGGUCUCCAGGGAAGUAUUUCGCAGUGAGCGAAGCUCCAGGAGUUAAGUUUAAUGGCUCCUUCCUGAUGUAACCCUUAAUGCGCCCUAACCUGUGUGUGUGUGUGUGUCGGCAAGCCUGAUUGCAGGCGAACGUCGCGCCACUUAGAAUCCGUGCCGUCCCACCUUUUCCUCCUGUUGUGAAAAAUUCUGCUCCACGGGGUGUGGUGGUACACCUAAGUGCGCGUUUUCGCCGCAAUGGUCACCUGCGCCUUCUCCCGCCUCCGGUCUUCCUGACUCUGUCAGGAGAUCGAGCCCAGUCGCGAGAAGAGGAAAAAGGUCUGUUACAUGUCCUGCUAGCUUGCUAUCACUUUAAUUCACGCUCCUGUCUCCAUGCCCGCUCCGACUCUGUUUUGGAACCCCUUGUGGUCGGUCGAUGGUCGGAUCGUUACCCUUUUACUCGGCUCUAUAAUGGGAUUGAACAUGUCAAACGGGUACAAUUCUGACCUUAAAUGUGCUCUGUCCGCUUCACUUGCUGAAAUAGUAUUGCGGCUGCUGAUGUUUUAGUACAGGAUGAGAAACUUGUUGGUGGGUGGAACUGUGGUGUCUAAGUAGUAAGAUUACUCAGAGCGCCACAAUCAACAAUCCAAGUCCGGAUCAGUAGGAAAAGACAGGUGUUAGAAGGGGUAUUUUGUUGUGCACAGAACUCCGAGUAGCUGCCCUAGGCAGCAGUGCCCACUGACGAAACUACGGCCUGUGUUAGCGGUGUUAAGUCACCUAGUCAAUCACACUAGGGUAACUCUCUACUUAGAUUGUAUAAUUUACCAUACCGACUGCACAUGUACUAGCAAAAAACCGAGCUAUGAUUUUGCCAAUAUUCUGACGCUGCGUGAUAUAGUUGUGAGACGUCCGCCUCUCCACUGAGUCCCAAGCGUUUCCAUGUGUUUUAUGUCAUAUGCUCCAGUUUGUUUAAUCUCCUCAGAAAUUAAUGCGCUAAUUUGAGGUGAAUUAUUCUGACUGAAGCCUAUAUCCAAAACAUCGGCGAAACACGUGUCUGGGCUUUCAGAUCGUACCUGUGCUGUCAGUAGGAUAUCUCAUGCAACCCGUAUAUGCCCCUAGCUGUCAGAUGGAAGGACAUGAAUGCUACGCCGUUAUCCUGUUGCAGCUGAUGGAGUUCGACCCACACAUCCAUGUCGACUUAUGAAGCUACAUUCAGAAUGAUUAACUCCAAGUUUCCGCAUUGAUUUUUAAGAUUAGAAAGCUGAAGCCCCCUUGGGUAUCAAAUAAUUCACGAAUUGCUUCCAGCCGAUUUUAAUGAGUAAUCAGUUCUUCCUGGAAAAGGUUAAAAAAACUCAUUUUCUAAAUUCGUUGUGCAAGGAAAUCGCCUUUUGCAACUUAGCAGUUGAAGUAAGGAAAAAUUGCUAAUUUAAAACAUCUAGGAACGUUUUCGAUCAUUUGCACGCAUAUAAGUGUAGCCUAACCCAUGCAGAUUUCCUACGUUAGGUUAAAAAUUGUACCAGUUUCCCUGAUGUCUUUUGGCAUAUGGUAUAAGUAAUAGUCUAGUCCUGACUAAAAACUGUGUUUUUAGGCAUUAGUAAUGUCAGAUAGUUUGACGGCCUCAAAGACGAAAGAUGACGAGUUUCAUUUUGUUGGCUAUUUGCAUUCUCAGUACCUGUCAGACAGCCUUGACGUGCGCUUGAAUCACAUCUAUUUUAUUACAGUUAGAUAAUCAACUAAACUCAUUAAAAUCAAAUGUGCUAGUUGUCGGACUUCACUUAGUACCGCAAUACUCUUUACUUCUAGGUGUUAGAGUCAAAAAUAAAACAAAUUAUCCCGUGAAAAAUCCUAAAGAUUCUGCUUUUGUCAGUCCCUUUGGUAGCGCGCGGAAAUAUACAUCUCCCUCGGGGUUACAAGUGGCCUUAGACUAAAUUCAAAGUGAGUUAGGGUUAGGAUUAGGAGGGGUAGGUUUGGGUUUUAAGUUAGGACACUGAAAUAUGGCGUCCACUUUCCCGUACCUGAUCACCCCCUCUAUAAAGUAAUGCUUACCUUUCAUAAGCCUUGAAAACAAAUGAAGAAGCCAGUUGGUGAGUGACAGAGAAUAAGACCGACUUAUUUCAGAAAAACUUAAGUGAAGCCCGACAGACAUACCACAUGGCUCGAACUUGCUUGAAAGAAUUAAGGAAUGUUGGAUCCCUUUUGAUCGAUUUCGUCAAAUAGCCCACGUUCUCGUGAAACGCUUUGUGGAGGCCUUGAAUCAGUUCUUCGCGCCUGUAAACUCUGCACAGAUGUUGCGCAAUUUUGUACGUUAAAGCGAACGGGGACAGUGACGAAACGACUUGACAACUUUAUUAAUUCCCAUCCCGUAUUAAUACACAACCUAUUGGUAACCCUCUUUGGUGAUAUUAUUAAUUGCUGGUGAAAGCUCAAUUCCCGGAUUUCAAGAAAAAACGGAACUUCCAGUUCACAUCCCGAAAUCAGGAUAAACCGACAAACGCCACUGCUGUGUAAUAAUUACAUCUUUAUUUGUGCCAUUCCGGCGGCCAAUAAAGAUAACAAGCUUAUUUAUUGCUCAGAAUCUUGUCUUCUGACCAAGUCUCCGGUGACUCCAGAUUGUGUCUUGUUUAAUUUCCGAGGAAAUUAAUGCGCGAACUUGGAGAAGAUCUUUUGAGGCGGACUUAGAUUGUGCGCCACAAGUUGCGACUUGGCUGGGUAAUUAAUCUAUACAUUUUUUGUGAGUGGAAACCAUACGCUUCACGACAUACCUUAGUCCAAGUAACCUGCUUCUGGUGAGGAACUCAGAAAAUGUAAAAACACUACCAACACACCUUCAAUGAAACGAAUUUUUGAAAGAAAAUACCGGCCAGACGCGGGAAUAGGACUUUCCCAUUCCGGGGCUUAACACUAAUCACCAGGAAGAUCAGGGUAAGCGUUAAGUUUAGGGUUAGAGUUGGGUUUAGGUUUAUGGUUAAGGUUAGAGAUUGGGUUAGGGGUGGUGUAAGGACAAGGUAACACCCACCCUUCCUGGAAUUUGACGCAAGGCCACCGGAGUGUUCCUAUUCCCAUGACUUGCAAAAAUACCUUUUUUCACUUUUAAAUUCUAGCUCGAAAUUGAGAAAGUCUCUUGAGCACUUAGGGAGUCAAUCAACUCCUGUCCUAGUGCGAGUCACAAUUCGAACGCUGAUUACGCUGACUUGCCAUUUUACCAUGCCAUCAUACCCACCGACUAACUUUUUUCCAAAACACAAGUUUUGAUCAAAUCUAAAAUCGUAAAGGAAGCAAUGACCACUUAUCAUCGAGGAAUCCACGUUUAUGGAACUGUGUUCUUAGCCCUUAAAAGUGAAUGCUUCCGUUGGGUGGCGACCUUCGUUUGAUUGGCUGUUCCUCGUCUUUUCUUUUAACGACGACGAAAAUUGAAACAACGCAAGUGACUUGUUCGCCCAUUAUGGUAUCCUUUUAGGUCUCGUGACAUUCUCUGUCGCCUUUGGUCUCUGUAUUGCUACAAUGGGCGAGGCCGGUCGGCUCAUGCUGGACUUCUUCAUCAUCAUGAACGAAAUUAUCAUGCGUCUGGUGCGACUUAUCAUGUGGUCAGUGCAGCCUUCUAUCAGUACCCCGUUUAAUUUCGAGAUCCACUAGUGCACUUUACUGCCUAGAAGCUUCUUAAUGUGACCUUACUCAUAAUUUGCCACACUUGUGUGAUCCGAGGCGACCCUUUGCGGUGGUUAUAUGUAUUGAAAUUCUCCCCCCCCAAACCUGGGGACAGGUACGCUCCCUUUGGCAUCGUCUUCCUCAUCAUCGGAAAAAUCAUCGGACUGAAGGACCUUGCUGGAACAGCUGCAGGUCUCGGUCUUUACAUGCUGACGGUGAUCAGUGGGUUGUUCAUCCAUCUCUUCCUCAGUCUCAUGAUGAUCUACUUCUUGGUUUGUCGGAAGAACCCUCUGGUCUACUUCAAGGGACUUUUCCAAGCCUUCUUCAUGGCCCUAGGCACAGCGUCUAGCUCAGCCACACUGCCCAUCACAUUCAAGUAAGCCGAUGACACUUUUUUUAUAUUCACACUACCAUGAACAUUCCCUACGGCUAACUGUAACUUCGGCUUAUGGGGGAGGAACAGGUACUUGGCGUAGUCGCCUAUUUUUGCCGCUAGUACUUAACGCAUAUAAUCGGCGGGUUGUUUUGUGAAAACUGGGCGCGGCAACCUAAUAAGAGCGUACAAAAGGCUACUGUCUUGCUCCGAUCCAAAGCCAGAGGUUAUGAAGCGCAGCAAACAUUUGGCAUUAACUAGCACUACUGAUGUCUGUGACUGUAAAAGCUCGGAAGUAGACAACUAGGUUUUGAUUCAGCGAUCGGUUGUCUGACUUUAUCUCUUAUAGAAUGUUUUCUAAGUAAUUUCCCUGAUUUCUGCUGUUAGCGACAAAAAACGUCUUAGCAGUAGGCCCUUCUAAGUGCGAACUUGAUGUGAUGCCUUAGACAGUCCUCUACGGUUUAAUUACCUUUAGUUUAGACCACUAAGCCCAAGAGAACUUUUACCUCAGAAAAAGAACCACGGUUCAUUUUAAGCUCUCGAGCGGCGUACGUAAACCUAACGGUGAAUAAAAAAGUGUGCGCUAUUGGCAAUAAGGGUACAUGAGGGGAGCUUAUAAACAAACAACAACUUCCACAAAAAGUUUGCGAAAGUCGGAUCGAAGAAUAGGUUGAUCUCGUUUUAUCUAGAUGCGUCGAGCAUUCAGAUUCAGAACUCGCAGUAGACUGAGGGCCGAGUGUAAAAUAAAUUCUGCGAGGAGAAGUUGGCUUCCGAUGCACAGAUACUGCGUGAACACAGAAAAAAUAAACUAAAUAAUAGGAAAUUCCCUAUUCGUUUUUAAUGACACGUACACCUACUAUUGUUUUCGCUCGAUGGGACUGUGAUCAAAUCUGAUCUGGCUAUCCUCAACUACCACUUGUGAAAGUCUUUAGAGGCGGAUCUGAUGUUCUCGAUGGACCACGUCCUUAAACGACGAGGGCUAAACCCUAAAAACCUCAAAAAGCCCCACAUACGUCUUUGUCGACAGUGUAUAGCCACUUCUGAUUUGAAUAAUACUAUCACAAAGGCGCGGAAGGAUUCGGAUGAAGCAACCAUCGGUUCUGCAAUGUGUUUGACUGACAAGGUGUCACUUAUGCGAGAUCAACACAUCUUCCCGUCCGGAGGGAAUAAAAGAUCUACAAAACGUGUUUUGAACGGCGACUUUCAACUUCUGAGUCCAAUUGGUAACAGCAUGAACAAGCGAAAUCUGUUGAAAGAACGCGUUAAUGGUUGUUGGGCCAGAUUGGAAAGCGUCUUUUGCAAAUAAAGAACGAAUAUUGCUUACUCAUAAAUGAUUCGGAUAAACGGCAAAGUGGUUCAUUGCAAGCAUUAUAGAAGGAAUCAACUAAAAACAGAAGUCCUGGAUAGUGACUGUUUAAAAAAACUUAACAAGAUACUAUGAUUGUUCAAAAGGCGGCAAAGCAGUUUUCACAAAAAUAGCUCGUGGGAGCGGAUCUCAAAAUAGAACAGUCGGCUGCUAAAACCAAAGCAUAAAAAAUAAACAGUGAAAAUCGUGAAUAUUCCGGCACAACUGAGGCCACAGGAAACAAAACUUCGAUCCGGAGAUUCUGCCGAAAGGACAGGAGCUGCCAGUAAGUAGACAUUUAACGUCAUGCCCUCGGCACAGGUUUUUCACUUUCGUUUUUCAAGUUCAUUGCAAGGUUUGAAUUAAAGGAAUUGGAUCGACCCGGACGGACCUCCACGUUGACUGUUGAGAGAGGUUAUUGAAGAACUAACUGAAACUCCCUUCAUAGUGCUGUCGUUAGUGGUAAUGUUCUCACAAACUAACGAGUUAUAUCUCACGAGCCCUUGGUCUUAAAAGCAGCAAGGGAAAUUGAGCAGUGAAUAAUGUAAAGAUUUUGAACGUUAAGAAAACUGACAACAGAACACGACAGCAGAGCACGCUAGCAAGGCGGGUUGUACAGGUGUGUUGUUUCUCGUCACAUUCAAACAAGCAAUCCGGGCAAAGAAAAUGGGACUAAAAUGUCAAAGGUAAAUCAGUCCGGUACCUCACCGCAGUGCUCUGCGAUCGCGACAUUAUCGUAAGUUCACAGACGCCAGCAAACUAACAAAUAUUUUGAUCUGCUCGAAGAUGUGCCCCAUGGAGACAGGUUCACAAUAGGGGGGCAUUAUGUCUCGUGUCAAUCCGCUGCUAGGUGAUGGAGGGAAUCGUCAAACGGCAACGGAAGGGUUGUUUAUUUUUAUGACGUUCAUUGUGGUUUUUGCUAGAGACGAGCCUGUCUCACGGAUAUCAUGGCCCCCGUAGCAAAGUUGCCAAGAGCUUUGGACAUGCCGUCGAUGCUGUUUGUUUUACCUUAAGAACUAGGUCGUUACCGCCGGAGUAAACGUAUGGCUUCCUAAAGGUUUCCUUCACGGACAGCUCAUUUUCAUGUCUUUACAUGAAUGACCUGCUGGGCUGGAUCAAGUCGAAGAACUAUUCGGGUCGAACGGUAUGGCAUCCGCAACGCGACGAGUGAGUUCCUAUGGACGACCAGUGAGCACCCGUUUAUCAUUGUACAUUCCCUAUCGAAACCGACAGGACAAAGAGCCCGUGGCCCAGUGGAUAGAGGCAUUGGCCUUCUAAUCAACGGGUCGCGGGAUCGAGCCCCAGGUGUUCCACAAUUCGGGGUUAGGUAUGACUGGCCGACGACGACUAAUAAGCCAGAAAUAACCAUUCCACUCUCCCUGGUCUUUGUCGGUAAUAACAUUCUGCCCAUAUCAUGCGCCGCUGUGCGGCUGCUGGUUGGGCUCAAGAGAGAGCCCCUAAGGCACAACGGGACGAGAGAAUUCUUCAAGAACUAUCAAUGAGCGCAACUCUACCAUCGUAUGACGUCCUGUUACAAGGAGUCCAUGUUGCUAGACUGGAAAGUGGUGCAUCAGGCUCCACACUCUAGUACGUGCGAUGGUUGAUUUGGACACCGUACAAGGAUGAAAAUAAGCACAAGCCUUUUAAAACUGCCUCCUCAACGGAACUUUAUUGAAACCUUUCAAAGCUCAAAAUGAUUAUGUUGUUGUGAAAAAGGCUAUUCAUGUAGCGAAACACAAUCCACAAAGGUAAGAUGUGGUUUGGUAGCCCCAACUGAUGGACGUAAUACUGUUGGGGUUAAGGGUUAGAGUUAGGGGUUAGGGCUAGGACUUAUAGUUACGGCUUGGGGGUUAUGGUCGGGGUCGGUUAGGGGUCGGGGUUUAGGAUUAGGGGUUAUAAUUAGGGCUUAGCGCAAGUAUUUCUCAACCAUUCAAGGUACAACCCUGCAUUCCUGAUAGCUUUUAUUUUUCAUGCAACUACUUGCCCUCGUCACCUGUGCGUUCCCCGACCCCAUCUGUAAAAACCCCUACUACCACCGGUAGCGUAUUAGAGGUGACUGGGGUUUGUUUACUUCCGGUGGGGCUACAUAACCACAUCCGACCUAAGUGUGACGUGCAUCAGGGGCGAACUUAUGUCAGAGGCUCAUGCUAGACCAUCCGUUGUUGAUUAUUUUUGCAUCUUAUAAGCACACUAGUUGUCCUAUUUUAGCAAUAGUUUUAUCCAAUUAUUUCAUCACAGCGUUACAUUGUCAACUUUGUGGCUGAUUUAUAAUUGUAUUCUUCAGGCAAACUAUUGUAAAUGCUAACAGUUGUACUGACCUUCCAUUCCAAACAUGCUGGUUUGUACAGACUUUGUGUUCUUUUGAAGAAGGUUCUUGGCGUUCGCAAAUUAUUGCCGUAUAGCCGGGUCGCAUUGUGCAUAAUGACGUCUGUAUUAUAAAUCAGUGGAGAUUGGAUAACCAAAUAAGUGAAUACCAGCCGCAAUAAUUCUCACAAGUUUCGGUGUUUAGAAAGUGAAAUACGUUCCUAUGAGCUACAAACUUGACGAUGUCAUAAUUUUUUCCCAAAUGCGUAUGUAAGAAAUUGAUGUGUCGUGCCUCCCUAGAUGGAAGUAUGCAUGAAUUUGUACUUCAUUAAAAGUUUCCUGAGAAAGUCAUCACUUAUGUAUCUGUUGAUUUCAGGAGUGAUUUGUGCGGUCGAAAAAAUGCAAAUCAAAAAUCAACAUUAAUUAUACCUAGAUUGUUUUCCAUCAUAACCGGUAUAGAAACCUUGUCUGACUACUCUAUUUCGUUUCGAGCCCAGGCCAAGACUACAAACAAUGUUUUAGGCGUUUCGAUGCCUAAUGCUCUUGAUGAAGAUUCGCGAUAGCCACAUCAGAGUGCUAUCGUCUGAUACUGGAUCCGUAGCUGUUUUUUCGUCAGAAGGGCAACCUUGUCUAUUUCGCCGUUAACCCUUGAUAAAAACUGUUCUAUUGUCGACCACCGGCUGCCAGGCUGUAUAUCCACCAAGUUCUUUAGCACGCAAGACCCCCUCUACCGGUGAUAUGGGCUGAGGGAAUGAGUACAUGUGGUUAGGAUCUUGUAUAAACAGUCGCGAGACUGGUUCUCUUACUCGUCCCCAGACUUAUGGGUCAUGUAUAAAAACAGUUAACUAUUUAAUUCUGUCGAACUAUUGAUUCCGCGGUUGGCCGAAGCCUGCGCCAAUGCAUGUCAGUUGUAUUUCGUCAUCCCCUCGGCAUUGGUUGCUCUCCUUCCGUGUUUUCCUUGAGAAACCUGUAUGUGGCAUCUAAAUCGAUAUGCCGAUUGGUGCAUGUCUCAUCUGAGUGCAUUGCUUUUAGGACUUCCCGGUUCUUGCUCACUGGGCAGGCGCCAACAGUGUGAAUUUUCUCCCAUGCAGACUUUUGUCCAGCGUCCAGUGUGUGCAUGACCACCUGGGAUAGAUGAUCUCGUCUCUCCACUACUAACGGGUCGAAACAGACUUCUCAGUUUUACCACAAUAGACAGUGUCACAACUGGCACAUGAGAUCUUGUAGACAACCUUCCCUAUCAAGGUAGUCAAUCCUGUCCGUAGGAUUUACAAGCUGUGUAUGCAAGGCAGUUGUGGGCUGGUGUGCUACCUGUACUCGAUGUUUUUCGGCUGUCUUUCAACGACAUCAGCUGCGUUUUUUCACGUAUGGUAGAGUUUAUCAGGUAAAUGUCUUCGGUGCCUGGGUGUCCGUUGUGCUUGAAAUAUUUUUCUGUUUGAACUUAUAAUGCCUCAUCCACCGUCGCACAAAGUCACGCGGGUACCCGUUGUGGAAAAAUAAUUUGAAGAGGCAUUUCAAUUCUGCUCUAUAUCUUUCUUCAUCAGAGCAGUGUGUUUUGGCUCGAGUGCCACCACCCGAUGAUGGAUCCGCGGCUGUUCUUUUUCGGCAGAAGGGCAACCCUGCUUAUUCCGCUGCUGGGCUAUUGUCCACCACCAGUUGGGGGGCUGUAUGUUCACAAAUUAGUUUAACACGCCUGUCCCUCGACCGAUGGUCGGACUGAAGAGAUGAGGACCUGUCGUUAAGGUCCUGUGACAACAAUGCUCAAAUAACUGCGUCUUUAUAUUUCCAGUUCACCUAUUGCCCAAAGUCGCACAAGGAUCUUCUCCAGCCUUUCACUAAGACUAAACAAGAAGAAUGCCUAAAAUACAAAAAAUAUUCUCAAAGAAAUGGUACUAUUUUAAAAAUUGGUUCUGCUCCGAUACACAAGCCUAUUUCUCUGGCCCGCAGAUGUUGUCAGAAGCCGGUCUCUGCUACGACCGACUUUUAAUGAGGCAAACCUACCUUGCAACUUUUCUAAAGUCAGCAAGUUUGUUACGUCAAAUGCCUUUUAGAAAAAGCUAGCGGGCACGGAAGCCGCCUUAUUUGAAAAGUCAACCUCGAAUGCUGAUCCACAGAUGAACAAAUCAUGCAGUAAACAUGCAGGAAUAUGUUUCAGCAGCGCGAAGCACCACUUGGUGGUGCUAUAGCAACCGACCACAGACGGGGCGCACAUUCUGCUGUCGACAGGUGUCAGACUUAAAUUUAGCCUUCUUAGACGGGGGCAAAAUAUCUCGCCAUCCAGUAUGCCCAAUCAUCUUGGCUACCGCUGGCCAAUGAAUGACUUUGCGUGAAUGGGACGUGUGAACGAGGCAAGGCUUGCAAAAUUCCUCGAUAGAAUAAUCUCAUGCCCUUAGUAGUCAGAUGGAAAGCAGAAAAUGCCGGGGUUUUCCUCCAUUUUUCCUUUUGGUUCUUGUAAAAAGUUGGAUAAAAAGUCCCACAAAAAUAGCUGCUGUACGAAGGGUUCAAAUUAUCGAAGACUCGCUAGGAGUGGUAUUGUAUGCAUCCCUUUUCGUUAAGAUGGUUUUUCGAUUGUGCUCUAAAAUGUCUGUUGAUGGACUUCGUAUAAUUCAAUGAAAGUAUGUCUCAAUGACCUACCUCCCUCCCUCUCUCUCCUUUUCGAUCCGCAGGUGCUUGGAGGAGACCCUAGGAAUCGAUCCCCGUGUGACACGUUUCGUCCUGCCUAUUGGUGCAACAGUAAACAUGGAUGGAACAGCGCUUUACGAAGCUGUGGCCUGUAUUUUCAUAGCACAAAUCAAUGAGAUUCCCCUUUCGAUCGGCCAACUUAUCACCAUCAGGUAUGAGCCAUAGACAUACUGUUUAAACAAACUCGAGAGUGCGAAUGACCUUUGAAGAUCAUCUUUUACAAACAACAUUUUCGUCCUACAGCACGACUGGCUCUGCGAAGAAUUUUGUCGCCUGCGGUGACUAACAACAAAAACCGCUGUCUCGUUGGAGUCAGUGUCGGAAGAGUGGUUGUAGCAUAUGUAGCAGAACAGAAACACAAAUCCAAGUCGUUCUGUUAAAAGCUGACUUAAACCGGAAGCCCACUUUGAUAAGGUCUGAUAUGGGAUUUAUCUUCAUCGACGUUGGAUUUACAAGCUAAGGUUGAUUUAUCAAUACCGGUCGGCGACAAUGCUUCCAUCUAAAAUUAGUUCUCCUCAAACCGUCAUCAAGUACCCGGUACCGCCGCUGCAAAUCCAGGUUUGAGUGCCUCAGUACUUGGUCAUAUGUUGCUAAGGCUAGACGGGGCAUAUGAGUAAUUUGUCUCCGUCCAACGAGGUAUAUGCAGGAUGAACGAAAGUCUAUACUGGCAGUGAUCCGUUUAAGAAUAUCUACCGUGCUGCAGAGGAGGACUGGAAGGGCGGAACUAAUCUGUGGAUUCGAGAUACUGUACCGAUUAAAAUCCCUUUCGGAAAACGAAAAUAGUGACAUUCAGUAUUCUUAUCUUUUCUUUAUUCCCCUUGAGGAUUUUUAACGCUUGUCUCCAGGAUAAUUUUUGAGAUGAUAUCUGAACUUUAGCAGUUACCUGUUAGAAAGAAUACUAAUUAGGCCGGUAUUUUAGGUCUCGAGCGGUUGCAGUCAGAAAAUGUCGAACAGCCGCGUCUUCUCUUAGGAAGGAUUACUUAAGCGGGGUUGUAACAGGAAUUAUUUUGUACAAUAAUCUCAUGAUAUUUCAGACGCGGCAGGAUUUUGGUUUUUGAACGUAUCUCUUUUCGGCCGUCUGCAAAAACUGUAUUCAGUAAAAAAGGCUUUAAUUAUGCCGACGGCAACAAGGAUAUUGUAACACCUCCCUCGUAUGUUAGCCUUCCACGCCUUACAUAUAUGUCGAGCUUUGCAUCAUCUGAUCACAGAACCACCCAAUCAAGUGGAUAAGCUGGCGUUGACGGACUGCUAUGCUAGACACCCGGCACGACAGUUCGACCGAUGAUGUCCACCGUGUGCUCCACAGCAGGGCGAGAGCAGACACGGUGACUUGUGCGUGAACUAGUUUAUCGUGAUAUCGGACUUGCACAGCAUCUACGGCACUCUCUAUUCCUCCCCCACCUGGACCCGGUGUCAAGACAGAGUCAAGAAGACCGAAUGCGGGGGAGGUCGCAGACGAAUGGCACGGUCGAGCCCGCACCUUGGUAUUCCACUCCACAACCCCUGGUACACACAACAAAUGACCAGGUUUUUGACCAACAAGAACAAUGUGGAGGCGGCAGGGGGUCCCAGUGUGCGCGACGUCUGCCGGCAACCGGGUCUGCCACCGCAUCCCGAAAUGUUGGCAUUUGUUAUGGUGCGCGAAUCCGGUAAGGCCCGCCAGAAUCCAAUAUGACCCCCGUGUUGGUCCAGCGCAUCUACCAUGACGCUCGUUUGGGGGAGGACAGUGUUAGACACCCACCUGCGGAGACACACGCAGGCCCCGAACUGGCCUACGUAUAGAGCUCCGAUUACCACCAAACAUGUAAAGAGUACACGAUUCCCGUUUUCUCUUCUUCAAAACGGGACUGGAUCCCGAUUAGUACAUGGUGGUUAGGGUACACCUGCUACCAAAGCCACUACCAGUUUUCAUACACUGGACUUUUAAUGCAGACCCUGCAGCGUCAGAGGUGGACCGGCAGAGAACGUAAAGAUUAAGGCAGCAGCUGUUGCAAGUUUCUUUUCCUCUUCAUCCAGCCACGAUCCAGACCUGCACUGGCUUGCACUCGCUUAUCAGCGUUGCUUGGCAUGUCUGACUGUAAACUGUAUGAAUAAGCCUACUGUAAUUGCCGCCGCCUCCGUCCUUGAGGCUCCCACCCACCUAUCUCUGAUAAUAUCCACUCUGGCGUUUUGCUAACUGGCAAGUUCCCACUUAUUUUUCCUCUCUUAUCACCAAGGGACAUUAUUUGACCGCUCCGAGAUGUCACUCGCGCUUCUGUGUGCCCAUUCCAACGUGCGCUUUUGAUACGCUUAGAGUUUCGACUCGCAUAAUGUAAGCGUAUGUGAGUAUUAGUAAAAGUUGUAUUGUCUGGACUGUCGUAUACUAGAUCUCAAGCAGGAUAUAACGACUCUAGAGGCCUCCAGACGCUCCAAAACGGGGGAUUCUUGACUUGGUACGAGUGGCUGGUCCCUGGAUCAAGCGCCGGGUCCCUAACAGUGCGUGUGCAGGACAAAGAAAAGCAACUGCGAUCAAAUGCCUUGCGAAAGCAUGGCCUUCAAAGAGGAGAUGACACUGCUUACCUAGCAUGCGGCGAUUCACGUAUGUGACCAUAAAUUGGACGCGCCUCAGGCCCUCAAAUGUUCGACUCACUUGUGGGGGAGCUUUCGCUCAUCCCAUGUUCCCCAUGAUCCAACCAAGCUCCCCUUUCUCAUAAACGUUGAUUUUAAGGCAAAGAAAGGCUAACGAAAACGUUUGAAUAAAAUGUGCUUUGUGGCCCUUCUGAGCUCACUUGAUUCCGUCAUCCAACUUGUAAGGUCUGGAAGUUGGACUCGGCCGAGGACUAAUCAGUGAAAAAGGGCUAAUUGCAAUCAGACCUCUGUGUUGCCAGUCUUUUGCGCGUUCAAGUGUUCUUAGUCUAUAAAAGCAAGUUUGGAGAGGUUCUGUCCAAGUCAUACCGAAAUUUCGGAUCUUCCUGCCUGAAAAUUAGUACUACUGAUGGCCUUAUUUUUUUCUUCCUUUCCAGCAUAACGGCCACGCUUGCAGCCAUUGGAGCCGCUUCCGUGCCCAGUGCUGGGUUGGUUACCAUGGUGCUGGUUUUAACUUCCGUCGGACUUCCAGUAAAUGACAUCACGCUUAUCUUGGCUGUUGACUGGAUGCUGUAAGUUGCUUAGUAUGUCAAGCGCCCGGAAAAAUGUUUGAGCUGCAGAAAUAUGCAACGAAACACAUGUUGUUUUCGAAAGGAAUUCAUGCAGAAUAUAAAGUCAGGCACUCAAAACGAUUUGGUUAGAUAAGACAUUUUUUACAUAUACUUUUCCACAUUUUAUGCAACUUAUAGUUUAUCUGGUUGCCAGAAAUCUUCUAAGCAGUAUUAUUGUCACUUCACUACCUUUCUUUGAAAAAGUAUUUCAAAAGAUGAGAAGUAUAGGCGACAACAAGUAAUUUCUGACGACUGGCAGACUUUCAUGGAUCUUCUGGUUGUAUUUCGAAGGGCGUUACUCCAACUGCUCAGGCCAAGAUGAGCGGUCUUGUCAAAUUACUUUGUUGGCGGCUGAAAGUACGUGACGGCGUUUUGACAGAAUCCAAGUUUGAACAAGGCAAAAACGACGAAAUACGCAGGAUUUUAUGAUGCUAUAGGAUUUCGUGACUUCUCAUUCGACUUCACUUGGUCAUUGCGUAUUUGCAAGACAAGUUAAACUGUUCACUCAGAGAUCGACCAAGAAGGAUGAAAAUUGAUAGUUAAAACGAAACAUGGAUUGUUGGCCUGAUAUUCGGGUGCACAUGGCGAAGGGGAGGGAAACCAUCCAAGCAAGCGAGUUCAGAUUACAGAGAAAACUUAUCAGGCGUAAUUAAAACUGCGACGCGCGGAACAGCAGUCACUCAUGACGGGAAGGGGGGUGGGGAGGAAGUGAGAAAGCGGGUAUGUGAAUGAGGUUACGUCCAUUAUCGAUCUUUGCCAUGGCAGUGUGAGGUUGAUCACGGGAUUCAGCUGCUAACAGAGUUCCGGUUGUCCCCUCCGUAUUGCUGGGGCCUCGGUAAAGCGCAGUAGACGCCCAGCCGUCGCCGAAGCAGGACUUUAAAUGCAGCCAUCGGGUCCAUUGUAUGGGUCGCCCCCACGCGGUGCUUCGUAAUCGAGCUCCUGGGCACCUUAUUUUCGGCCCUUAGCAGCCACUUCGGCAUGUGUGCAGCUGACCGAACUGCCAAAUGCUUUUGUGUGCACCCAGUGUAUUUGCAUCCACAACUACAUGUAAACUCAGAAAUACAGUUUGGUGUGGCGUGUAUAGGCGGAAUGUCUUUAGUUGGUCUAACUGGAAUGACCGUUGUGCUUAUGAACAACAACUUAGAGGCGGCGUUCAUUAGUUCAAUUGUGCACCGCAAUCGUCGCAUGAUCACGUUUGACACAUUUUCGCCCUUGAAAGGGAGGUUUACCUUGUUUUAAUUCUUGUCUUUAUUUUUGCUACUAACCGUUUGUUAGUAACCAUGCUUUACUCAUACUACCCUGUCAAAAUACGCAAUGACCGUGUGCAGUUGGAUAAGAGGUCACCCGAUUUUAUGACGUCAUUAAGUCCUGCAUAGUUCGUCUCUUUGGCCUUAUUCAAAUUUAUUCUUUGCAAACAGUGCUUCAAAGAAUCCCAGUUGACCAGAAGAGGAAACUGCAGACCAAUACACUACCAGACAUAUUACCUACCGAUACAAUGUUAGUAGGCACAUGUUUCAUUUUAGGGACCGCAUCCGGACUUCCAUCAAUGUGAUGGGCGAUGCAUACGGCGCUGGAGUCGUCGCACACCUCUGUAGGAAGCAGCUUGUUAAUCCUGCGAGGAGGCUUACCAGCGUCUGCAUAGCGAACGAUCUGCCUAACCAUCUUCGCGAAGGCGACGACGACGAAGCACCCCCCAUCGAGCUCGAGGAACAUUCGCAGAAGGAUGUGAAUUAG
This is a messenger RNA of Spirometra erinaceieuropaei, 28469 nucleotides long. The record is from the annotation of a GenBank genome assembly. Lineage: Eukaryota; Metazoa; Platyhelminthes; Cestoda; Diphyllobothriidea; Diphyllobothriidae.